Molecule: messenger RNA, 3943 nt
Organism: Bombus huntii
Lineage: Eukaryota; Metazoa; Arthropoda; Insecta; Hymenoptera; Apidae
Product: F-box only protein 39-like
Exons: 7
Coding region: 344-1636 (430 amino acids)
Biological process (GO): SCF-dependent proteasomal ubiquitin-dependent protein catabolic process; positive regulation of protein ubiquitination
Cellular component (GO): SCF ubiquitin ligase complex
Molecular function (GO): protein binding
Source: RefSeq, a predicted model, not a curated record
AAUUCGAUUUGAACCUGAAUUCAACCAUUUAAUGUUUCGUAUAUUUCACUCUAUAAAUGGAUCUCACGAUUUUUAGAAAUAAUCAAGUUCGAUUUGAAUGCAAAUUCAAGCGUUUCAUAUCACACGAAUUUGAUUCAAUUGAUCGUACGAUUUUUAAUAACAAUCGAGAUCUAUUUGAAUGUAAAUUCAAGCGUUUAGUAUCUCAUGAAUUCGACUUAAUCGAUCGUACAAUUUUCAAUGACGAUCGAAUCGAUAUCGCGAAGCAGGACAAGAGAACUUGACGAGGUUGCGACAGCUGCCCCAGCUACGUAGCGAUGAAGACGGGCCAAGCUGAUACUGGGAGAUGUGGGAUCAGCUGCCGGAGCUGAUACUGACGCAGAUAUUCAGUCACCUCGGUCAUGGAGACCGUGCCAAUGUUGCACAAGUCUGUCGGCCAUGGAACCGUGCACUUUCAUCGCCAGUUCUUUGGCGUUCCAUCACAGUCUUCAUCGACCGUGAUCUGCGUGGUGACUUCCCUUUGGCGGGAGAAUUAGCCGCACAAUAUGGACAGCAUAUGCGAAGUUUAGAACUAGCCUGGUCACGACCGUAUCUCUUGCCAAGAGAAGCUCGCAUAACUCGUAAUAUUCAAGCUGAGGCAGGCGCUGACUUUCUUACGAUUGUACGAGCCAAGAACGUCCAAUUGAAGAAACUGAUACUCACCGAUUGGAUCUUCAUUUGUAAAUGGGGAAAUAGAAGCAAACUGUUGUAUGCUCUUGCAAACUUUUUAGGCUGUCAGCACAAUCUGGAAACGCUAAGCCUGCUGAAUGCGACUCUAGGAGUGAGCGACGUGUUGCGACUUCUCGCAAGUGCUUCCAAAGGGUCGACCGAGCAUCUGGCGUAUUUAGAUCUUCGGGGUGCGUUUCGGGAAUGGCAGGCGCCCCAUAGCAAUCCAAGAUAUCUGCGUCUGUUGGGCCGAUUUCGCGCGUUGACGAUACUCAGGCUCGAUUAUCCAGCUCUAUCCGACCAAACUCUAAACGCAUUGACCAAUGCAGCUCCGAGAGUGUUGAAGACAUUGCAUAUAUCAGUGAGAGAUUCGGAUUCCAGACAUCACACGAUCACUGACACAGCCUGGCACAAUUUAGUGCUUGUAUGCCCUGAGCUCACAGUGUCUUAUACUAUAGUUAACAUAUCCCAUUACGAAGAUAUGUGCUACUUCCUGCUGCCCAGUGUGCCAUUGGCUAGGUUUCAAAUGUUCAGCGGUCACGUGUGGGAUCAGAGUAGAUCUCGCAAUUUCAGAAGCACCGUCGGACUGCUUAUUACCCAUUAUACCAACACGCUCGCUGAAGUAAUGUUACAACUCAGAAACAAUCGUGAGAUGCUCGACGAUUUGCUGGUCUCCAUGCUGAUGCGUUGUAAACAUCUAACGAGAUUACAGUACGACGGUAUAAUAAGAAGUCUUGAUACCCUGCGGGACAUCUGUCAGCUUCAAGCUGAAAGCAAGACGCUUUUUCGUACGAUCCACGUGAAGCCACGUAAUGUUAAUGCCCGAAAUCGUGCCAUAUUGAACGACAUAAACUACCAUUACGAUCACAAAAUGAUGGAACAAGGAGUAGAUUUUCGUAUCGAAGAUCCAGCCUCGGUUUUGGUGUUCUAUUAAAAUGUUAAUUUCCCACCUGUCCACCGGUAUCUGUCCCACUCAUAUCUCUGAUUAUUACAGCCAAAAAAUAAAACAAUGCCCUCUAUCUCUCUGCGAUUUAUUCUUUUUGUCCUUUUGAUUCUAUUUUGAUCUUUGGCAUUUAUUUCGAUAGACAUUUGUCGUUUGUUAAAUAUUUUUACAGUACACAGAAUUUCCUUUUCAUUACUAAAUUUACCUUUUAUUAUUAUGUAAAAUAAUAUGUGCUACACUAUUGAAUCUUUCAAUGUCGAAGGAUUAUUAAUUAUUAAAUAAUAACUGAAACAGACAAUCCAAUAAUAAACUUACGCUGUUGUGAAAUCAUUUUUUUCGCUUUAUUAUUGUCGAUACAAAAACAUUGACAGUAUUAUCGGGUGAGUUAAUUUAAUAAUAAAUAUGACAUUGUAAAAUAGUCUGGCAGUAACAAUUUAUAGAAAUAUCUAGAAGCAGUCAAUAAUAAUAAAAAAUUCGUAUUCGCUAGCAUUAUCCCAGAGCUUUUAAUAAACGGGAUUUAGGAAAAAUUGUCUCGCUGUUUGUACAGCAUGAAUGAUCGUAAUCAGCACAUGUAUAAAAAGUAUUUAAAAAAGUGUAUAAAAAAGUACAAGUUUAAAUUGAUGUUAAAUAUAUCACAUAAUUUCAUGAUGGUCUUUUUUUGUACAGCUAAUAAUCGAUGAGUAAGUCGUCGAUUUUUAGUUGGAUUAUAUUCUUAUCGAACAACAGAGAGUAACUAAUAGCUGAAGAAUUUUUAUUGUUUUUUGAUUGAUAAAAAUCGAUUGUUAUAUGAUUGACUUCCGAUCGAUUAAACCAAGUGUUUCUUUUAAGUAAGAAUUCUACGAGUUUUACUAUCGACGAAGAAAAUAUUUUUCUUACAAUCAUCGUAAAAUCGUACCUUGCAUGAUGUUAAUCGAGGACGCAGGAAAAAAUAUGACAAAUCCAUUUUAGCUGAUUUUUAAAUCGUGCUCGGUGGUUGAAAGGAAAUAUAUUUUUCAAACAUUCAGAUAUGCAACAAAAAUACAUAUUUAACACCAAAACAAAAUAAAACGAGAUCUAGUGAUGUGUAAUAUAUCCUUUUGCAGUGCUCUUAAAUUCGAAAAUUGUUCCCCUGUAAAGAAACAAAACAAAAAGGAUCUUUCAUAUUUUUCUCUGUGACCUUCAAUCGAUAUACUUUACAUCCACGAUAUAGCACGAUACUUUUGCUAGUGCAACUAGGUUAAAAACGGCUUGUUACACCUUAAUACUAGUAUCAAGGACGGCUUUAUGGUCGCAGAGAUUCCAAGUAUUUGCUAACUCUGCACAUUAAAAAACACACGUGUAUGUAUCUAUAAAGAAAAGUUUCUAAAAUUUUCUUAAGAGUAGCAUCUCUUAAAAAGAGUAAAAAUUUCUUAAGAAAUACAAAUAUCAUUCGUAUCGUUAUUUUCGUUGUUUCGUGAACAUUUGCCUUCAUAAUUUUUACAUAAAAGAAGAGAACGCAUAUACAUAUACGUAAAUUACAUCGAUAAGAAGAACCUACGAUGAAAGCUGCCUUCUUUAAAAGCGAUCGAUUUCGAUGCUAAUCCGCUUGAGAUGAAUGGUGACUAUAUCCUUAAACGGUGGCCUGAUUUCACGAGAGUUUUCUAAAAGUACCUCAAGGGUCAUAAAUUGCACAAGGGUCUCCCAGUAUUAAACGAUCGAGCUGUGUCAAUCUGCUCGAUGAAUAGAAAUAAGAAACAACGGGAAUACGAUACAUGUCGGCUAUUCUUAUUGACAGAAUGCCUGACACAGUUUCAAAAUUGAAUUUAAUAUUUUAGGGAUCGCAGGUCUGUUUCUUGUACACUUAGACGCUAUCAUAUUGGAUUCUUUUAUUAUUUAUUGUCAUGCACUGAUUUUUAUUUUGUACGAGUUCUUUUAAAGUUCCUUGUGAACUAUGACUUUUCAACAUCUAAUGUAGUUUUUUUCUUUUCUGUCUAAUUAAUACUGCAAUCCCCAUUCGUAUUAUCUUGGAAUUAAAAUAUUUCAAUUUAAGACUGGGUCUAUUAAAAUCGAUUUUGAACAUUUAAAUAUUGUGUGUGGAAAUACGUAUAAUACUUGUAGUAUUUCAAGUAAUACAUAUACUACGAGAAUUUUACCAUCGUUGCAGAUUUAUAUAUAAUUUCGAGUUUAAAAACAAUAUACGAAUACAUUUUCGAUUUUAUGUUUGAACAAUGGCUUUUCUCACGUAAGCUGUUUGAGGAACAUCUCCAAGACUCAAUCUUGAAUAACCGUAACUUCAAAUUGCUGGCAUUUAAACUAUAAAAAAUACCAUCUUUUUAAUAU